AAUUUCUCACAUACAAAACAGACUCAACCUUCCCAUUUAUUCAAUGUUGAUAUUUCAAAGCCAGCGCUCCCUCUCUCUUCUUCCAUUCUACUCCAACGCCGUAGAGAAUUGGGUGGCAACGAGUUUAUGGGACAAACAAAUUUCAAUAAAAGCAAUUAGCUAGGUUGAAACCGGAAUUAGAAAGCUUGUUGUUUAAUUUGAAAGGUGGUAUAGAUUCAUAAAAAAUGGCGACGGGAUCUCCAAAAACGGAAUCUCCAAUGCGUCAGGAUCUUCAGCAGGAGAAUUCAUCAUCAUCACCGGGGGUGGGGCACACAGAUAGCCCGACACACACGGUGAUGGAGAAUUUGUUGGGUUUGCUUCGGAUUCGAAUCAAGCGAGGCCUUAAUCUUGCCGUGCGCGAUGUCCGAAGCAGCGAUCCUUACGUUGUUGUCAGGAUGGGCAGCCAGAGGAUGAAGACUCGAGUUAUCAGAAAGGAUAUAAAUCCGGAAUGGAAUGAGGACUUGACGCUUUCUGUCACAGAUCCUGAGCAGCCAGUUUUUCUUGAGGUAUACGACCACGAUACGUUCAGCAUGGACGACUCGAUGGGAGAUGCAGAGUUCGACAUACGACCGUUUGUGGAAGCGCUGAAGAUACAUCCGACGGGGUUACCAAACGGGACGAGAAUCAAGACAAUACAGCCUUGCAGGAGCAACUGCUUGGUGGAAGAGAGCAGUGUUGUUUGGAGGGAUGGGAAGAUAAUGCAGGACAUGUGCCUCAGACUUAAAAAUGUUGAAUGUGGUGAGCUUCAAGUUCAGCUCCAAUGGAUUGAUCUUCCUGGCUCCAAAGGUUUGUAGGCUUCUUCUCAAAUGAGAUGAGAUGAGAUGUUCAUCAAGAAAUGAGUGGUCUAACUACCAUUGGAUUAUGAUUUUUUGUAUGAGGUGUAUGUACCUUUAUUUCAUGCAUUGUGAUUGGAAUAUUUUUUACGUGUUCACUUUGGAGAUGUAACAUUUUGAAUUUUGAUUUCUGAAAAAUAAUAUUUUUAAAAUAUGUU
Salvia miltiorrhiza (redroot sage) is the source of this 1030-nucleotide messenger RNA. Its product is annotated as protein C2-DOMAIN ABA-RELATED 4-like. Bases 225 to 833 code for a protein of 202 amino acids. NCBI's taxonomy places the organism in Eukaryota, Viridiplantae, Streptophyta, Magnoliopsida, Lamiales, Lamiaceae. The transcript is spliced from 4 exons. The record is from RefSeq and is a predicted model, not a curated record.